AUGGAGAAAGACGCCAGCCCAAACCAAAUCAAACCAAAUCAGACACUAGAGGUGAGGGGGCUAAGCAGAAAACUAUGCAGCAAAACAAGGGGAGCCAUCAGAGCACAGCAGCAGGCCAAAACUCUAACCAACCGAGCCACCGCAGGACAGAGGUCCAGAACCCAAAUGAACCAAAACACCAUACUAGGAUUACCCGUCUGUCCUUCUUUGAACCACGUGGUUGAUUGGGUCUUGUGCCACGUGUCCACGGUCCCAAACUCACAAGACCAAGUAAAAUGGUUUUCCGUCUGGCAUCAAACGUUGAUACAUGAGUAUAUUCUACUGUCGUCUCUCCCUCUCUUCCGUAUUUCUAAGGCCUUGUUUGGUUGGGUUGCUCCUCCGCAGAAAACACCCACAAACCCAGAAGAAGAAGAAGAAAAAGAAGAUUCAAAGCCACAGGCUUUAGAUCCGCUCUGCAUCCAAUCAAUCAUGGCGACUCCUGACAUUCUUAACAGAGAAGACGGCCUUUUCCUCUCCUCUCCUCUCCUGGAACCUCGAAAUGGAGAGAGUGUCAAAUCUCGUGGCAUGUCAAUUGAGAAGAAGAUUGAGUUUCUUGAGAGCUUGGCUGGAACGGUAAGCAACCGACGGUCUCGAAGAUGGAUAAACGAUCGUCUUUUGAUGGAACUUGUUCCUCGUCUAAAUGCAGAAGAAAUUAGAGGCUUGUUUGCUCCACCACCUUGGGGUGAUGAUGUACCGCUGUCACCGUUUUGCAUGACUAAUGUACGAGAGUGGGACACAUUUAGGAAUAUAGACAUGGACAAACAGGCUAAUAUCAUUGGUUCCUCAAUAAGCCCCUGUGCAAAGAAUAAGGGUCCUGUUGAUGCUGAUAAAAUGGCUGUGUUAAAUGCAUGGCGAAGGAUUGAUUCUCGAACAAGACAGGCACUUCGUCGUAGUGUUGUUUCAGAGCUUAUUGAGUGCUAUGAGGAGCGCAUAAGGGCUUUUGUGAGAGAGACUGAAGAUGGAGAUGGUCUCAUCCUGCAGGUUCAAGAUCCUUUCCGUCGAUUGUUGCUCCAUGGUGUUUGUGAGUUCUACAACUUGGUGUCGGUGACGGUUACUGAAUCAGAGAAUGGGGAGGCAAUUAAGGUGACAAAGAUAACAAAGAAAAAGGGGCGUUCAAUUGAACUUCCAAAUAUCACUCUAUCCCAUUUCUUGAAGAUGUCCAAGCAAGGAAUGUGGCUUGGGCAAGGGGCAAAGAACAGGAUAUGUUCUGGCCCCACGAUCAUAGCAGAUGAUGUGACUCUCUUUGCUUCUGCUGUAUUCUGCUGCAUAAUCAAAUUUCAAUCUUCCAUGGCGAAGAAACCAGUGAAAUACUCCGUGGUGGAUGCCUUCACUGAAUCAGCUUUCAAGGGAAACCCAGCAGCGGUUUGCUUAUUAGAAGAAGAUAGAGACGACCAGUGGUUACAGGCCGUGGCCUCCGAGUUCAAUCUAUCCGUGACUUGUUAUCUGACUCGGGUCACCGAUUCUACGUCUACUUCAGCUCCUAGGUUUGGUCUCAGAUGGUUCACGCCUUCCAAUGAGGUUGAGCUUUGUGGUCAUGCAACAUUAGCGGCUGCAUACACUCUCUUUAAGUCUGGUUUAAUAAAUUCCAACUUUAUUGAGUUUGCUACAUUAUCUGGAAUCCUAACAGCUAAAAGGGUUCCACAUGUUAAGAAAGCCAAUGGUUCAAAUAAUAUUCAAAAUGGUGAAGCACAAAACUCCUAUUUCAUUGAACUGAAUUUUCCUGCCGCCCCAUCUUAUGAAUUCAACUCUAGUGAGGUUUCAUUGAUCUCUGAGGCCUUGGAUGGUGCUUCUAUGAUUGAUAUAAGGAAGACACAUGUCACCGACGAUCUGCUUGUUGUGCUUCCAUCAGCAAAAGCUGUUGUAGAUUUACAGCCAAAGUUUGAUGCAAUCCAAAAAUGUCCAGGGUCUAGGGGAGUGAUCGUAACAGGGAUUGCUCCUCCAGAGUCUGAAUAUGAUUUUUACAGUAGAUUCUUCUGCCCCAGAUAUGGGAUUGGUGAGGAUCCUGUUUGUGGGAGCGCACAUUGUGCCUUAGCAUCAUACUGGUGCAAAAAACUGGGAAAGUCUGAUGUUUUUGCAUAUGCGGCAUCCCGUCGAGGCGGAGCAGUAAGCGUGCAUCUAGAUGAGCAGAAUCAAAGGGUGCUGCUGCGAGGGAAAGCUGUUACUGUCAUGGAAGGAACUGUCUUAGUUUGA
This is a messenger RNA of Prunus armeniaca (apricot), 2229 nucleotides long. The record is from the annotation of a GenBank genome assembly. NCBI's taxonomy places the organism in Eukaryota, Viridiplantae, Streptophyta, Magnoliopsida, Rosales, Rosaceae.